GUGUUUAUAUAUCACAUUCGUUACCUUUUUCAUAAUCAUAUUAACUUUCAAACAAUCCAUCCAUCUUUUCAACAAUCAGCCGUUACGUAUGACCUUGUCACGCAUUUCAAACGAAAAUGCGACAUGUGACCGCGACUGUACAAAACAUUGAUUUGAUGUGACGGGUCCAUCCUGCCAUUGAUUCUAUAAAAGAUCAGUUUGUAAUCAUCAGUACAUUAGUCUGCCAAAAUGACGAAAAAAAUCAUCUCUUUGACUCUUGCUGUGAUGUUAAUAGCUUACGUCGUAGCAAAUCAGGAAAAGUCAGGGGGCUAUGAAAAAAGCGGUUAUGAAAUAGGAGACGGAGAUUAUGAGGACAAAAGCAACGAGAAAGACGCCAGUGUCAGUGGGGAAACGCGUAGCUGCGAUGAAAGCGUAAAUAUCAGAAAAUAUCCUCAAACCUACGAAAACGAGAACAAUUAUAGAACAAGAAAUCAUAAGUUUGGAUAUUCAGCCAGCACGUCCGCCGCCGCGUCCGCUGACGCCUCCGCUAAAGCUUAUGAACAUGGCCACAAGGACAGCGCUUACAUAUAAAUACGUAAUAUUAUCCUAUCGACAAAUGUUAAUUGUAUUUU
This is a messenger RNA of Papilio xuthus (Asian swallowtail), 611 nucleotides long. RefSeq lists its product as uncharacterized. Lineage: Eukaryota; Metazoa; Arthropoda; Insecta; Lepidoptera; Papilionidae. The coding region runs from base 229 to 570 and encodes 113 amino acids. The record is from RefSeq and is a predicted model, not a curated record. The transcript is spliced from 3 exons.